AAAACCACCAAUAAAACUAUAGAGUUUUCGUUUAUAGGACAAUAAGAUGAUUAGUUAUACUAAUACUAACUAUAGUUAUGCAGAAGUUCAUAUUUGAGCACUAGUGUCCGAAGUUUAACAGUAAAUCUCCUCCCCGUGUGACGCAGUUCAGCGUUGUGCAUCACUUCCUUGUUCUGCCAUCAGGUCACAAUCACGCCGUCUUUCGCUACAAUGUCCCCCUGUUUUUAUUUGAACUAAAGCUCGUCGUGUCCCGAUCUCUUCGAUCAUGGCUUGUGUGGAUUCAGAAGUCGACCUGUGGACGAUUCCUCUCAUUGCACUCAAUGUGAGCGUGAGGAAAAAGUUGGGACUUUACCUAAACCCCAAAAUCACCGUGGCCGCGGACUGGACGGCUGUUGCUGAGGCCAUGGACUUCACUUACCUGGAGAUAAAGAACUACGAAGAUACAAAAAGCCCCAUCAGAGCCGUCCUGGAGAACUGGCAGGCACGGUGCUCGGACGCGACGGUGGGGAAGCUGCUGUCAAUCCUGGAGGAGGUGGAGAGGAAGGACGUGGUGGAGGAUCUUCGUCCUUCUAUAGAUGCGGAUGUCAGGAAGUAUUUAGAGAACCUGGAAAAGCAGGCUACGCCUCCACUUCAGGUCCCUGAGGUGGACAGCUGUGACCCUCGCCCCUCGGAGAGGUUUGCCAUGACCCUGGAAGACAACCCUGAAGGUGCUCCUGAGCUGUUUGAUGCCUUCAUCUGCUACUGCCAGAGUGACUUCGAGUUUGUGCAUGAGAUGAUCCGCGAGCUGGAGCAGACGGAGUACAAGCUGAAGCUGUGCGUGUUCGACAGAGACGUCCUGCCGGGCUCCUGCGUAUGGACCAUCACUAGUGAACUCAUCGAGAGGAGGUGUAAGAGGAUGGUGGUGGUGAUUUCUGAUGAAUACCUUGACAGUGAUGCCUGUGACUUUCAGACCAAGUUUGCACUCAGCCUCUGUCCCGGAGUUCGAGGUAAACGUCUUAUUCCAGUGAAGUACAAGCCGAUGACAAAGCCGUUCCCCAGCAUCUUGCGCUUCCUCACCAUCUGUGACUACACCCGGCCUCUCCCACCGGACUGGUUUUGGACACGUCUGGCCAAAGCUCUCUCACAGGCAGUUACUCGUAUUUAAAGGUGCCUUUUUAUUGUUGGGAAAUGGCAAAGCAUCACAGGUUAUAGUAUGUGCUACUGCUUUAGUUCCUUAUUGUUUACUGUGUGUAUAUGGAAUGUAUUAUAGUGCAACUAUUUGUGUUUCCUAUAAGGAGGAAAUAGUGAUUACUAUCAUUAUGAAACUCAAGCUGCACAGGGAUACCAAUUAUCUGCAAAGUUCUCACUGCACACAGCCAUUAUUAUGCUUUAAGCAUAUCAAGUUGUUGCAGCCGCUAUUUUGUAUUUAUGUGCGGUACAUUGGUGAAAAAGAUGUGUUUGUAUGCAGGGCAGCAUGUACUUAUUGCUCUGUGAAAGCUCUGGGUUUUUUUACACUGGCCACUUCCUCUUAUGUGUCAACUUUUAGAUGAGAUUGUAUCUUAAGAGAUAUUGUGAUUAUUUUACUUGUUAAAUUCUACUGACUGCUGACACCUGCUUUUCUCUCUCACUUUCCGUCACCACGAUGUCUUUACAUUUGAUUUUGUACUUUUGAUAUGGUAAAAGUGAAUGUAUUCUUCCUCGAAAAAAUAAUUUCUAAAUAUGUUUUCCUCAAAAUAAAUGUAACACAUUUUUCAA
This is a messenger RNA of Cottoperca gobio, 1734 nucleotides long. RefSeq names its product MYD88 innate immune signal transduction adaptor (gene myd88). The transcript has 5 exons. Gene Ontology annotation, molecular function: Toll-like receptor binding; TIR domain binding. The coding region runs from base 266 to 1144 and encodes 292 amino acids. The record is from RefSeq and is a predicted model, not a curated record. Gene Ontology annotation, cellular component: plasma membrane. Lineage: Eukaryota; Metazoa; Chordata; Actinopteri; Perciformes; Bovichtidae. Gene Ontology annotation, biological process: MyD88-dependent toll-like receptor signaling pathway; positive regulation of canonical NF-kappaB signal transduction; toll-like receptor 4 signaling pathway.